This is a messenger RNA of Carassius carassius (crucian carp), 652 nucleotides long. Its product is annotated as macrophage mannose receptor 1-like. Lineage: Eukaryota; Metazoa; Chordata; Actinopteri; Cypriniformes; Cyprinidae. The record is from RefSeq and is a predicted model, not a curated record. The transcript is spliced from 4 exons. Bases 53 to 652 code for a protein of 199 amino acids.
UGUCAUAUUCUUGUCAUUUCUUUCUUUCAGUGAACAAACCUGUGAAGACAAGAUGAUACAGAACAAGAUUCAACUCGUUGUUUUUCUCGCAGGAAUCCUGUCCAAGGUUUCAUGUGAUCUGUAUCAAAUCGUCCUGAUCCAAGAGCCAAAGACCUGGACAGAAGCGCAAUCCUACUGCAGAGAGAAAUACACAGAUCUGGCAACGGUUCAGAGCGAUGAAGACAGAGCCAAACUAAAGGAGGCAGCAAACGCUGUGAACUUUCUGUCUGUGGCCUGGAUCGGUUUCUACAGAGAGGUUUGGCAUUGGUCGUAUCAAAACACACCGAUCAGCUAUGUGACGUGGGAUACUAAUAAUCCAAACUCGCCCAACACAGAUGAGGCCUGUGUGGUUGUAAAAACCAGCACACAAUGGGCUGACAGAGACUGCACUGAGCCACAUGGCUUCUUUUGCCAAACUGACAAACAGGACACACUUCAGAACAAGUUUAAAUACAUUGGAACGAGCAUGACCUGGUAUAAUGCUCAAAUUUACUGUAGAAAAAACUACGUAGACCUGGCCACCAUUACAGACGACACAGAGAACAUGUUCCUCGUAAACAUGCUUUCUAACAUGGGCCUCAGUGAUGCUUGGAUCGGCCUCCUGAUGAUGUGA